Molecule: messenger RNA, 1490 nt
Organism: Ruditapes philippinarum (Manila clam)
Lineage: Eukaryota; Metazoa; Mollusca; Bivalvia; Venerida; Veneridae
Product: alpha-(1,3)-fucosyltransferase fut-6-like
Cellular component (GO): membrane
Molecular function (GO): alpha-(1->3)-fucosyltransferase activity
Source: RefSeq, a predicted model, not a curated record
AGACAACUCAGUAUAAGGAAUUUCUAUAAAGAAAAAACAAAGGAUUUUAUUGGAAUGAUUUCAAACUGCAGAGAUCAAGCGCAGAGAUUUAAGCUUGUUUAUAAAUUGCAAAAAUAUUUAAAUAUUGACAUGUUUGGACGAUGUUACGAGAAGACUUGUGAAAGUGGUAUGAAAAUUGAAAACAAAAGUUGUGAGAAUAUCCUAAAGCAAUAUAAAUUUUACCUUGCCUUUGAGAACUCGCACUGUAAAGACUAUGUAACAGAAAAAUACUGGAACGCUUUAAAGCGAGAUCAAAUUCCUAUCGUUAAUUGGAAAAAUAUCGAUGAAGACAUUGUCAUACCAAAGUCCUAUAUCAAUGUUUAUGAUUUUAAUGACGUCAAAAGUUUCGUCACAUAUGUAAAAGCGGUAAGCUCAAAUGAGACGUUGUAUAACAGUUAUUUUCAGUGGAAAUUAAAGUAUAAAGACAAAGGGUCAUGUAUUUCUUGUGAGUUGUGUCAGAAGUUACAUCGUAACAGCUAUCAGAGGCAGGUGUAUUCCGACCUUGCUGGGUGGAUCAGUGAUGACUUUUGUCCGAAACUUACGAUUGUUAGCGAAAAGAUACAAAUUUUCAAGCAAUGGCUAUGGUCAUUUGGAAUAGACAUGCAAUAAUGGAGAAAUCAUUGUGGUGGAAAUGCAUGGAGAGAAAACAUGCGGAAGGCAUCCAAAAUCAGGGGAGUUAAUCGAUGCACGGUCGCCCGGAACAAGGGAGGUAAACGGAAAAAUGUCAUUUUGAGAGGAAAAACUCGUCCGAAAGAAAAGAAAUUAUUUUUUCCGCAUUGUCGGACAGGCUUUAAUUUUUCGUUUUACCUUGGCCAAUUAAGUACGAAUUGGACUAGUGGAUACGAGUUCGAUCAAUCAUUACAGGCGACAUUCUCGGAAACCCAUUCGUACUCGUAACUCGUGCAUGUAUACAUCAUUCGCAUUGGUGAAUGGUACUUAGCGGAAAUCGGGUACACAAUAUGGGUACUGACGGUGUACAACUUCAGAUCGAUCUAUCCCAAUGCUUUAAUAGUGAAAGUAACUCUGUUGAAAAGCUUUUCAAGUAGUUUCUGACACAUACCACAUUUCAAUGCUUGUUAUUUACGAAAAAUAGAAUACAGAGUGUGCACGUGACAAGGACAGAUACUCAUACUGUGAUACUGUGACUAAACUAAAUCUUUUGUGAAGUUACUUUAACGAUCAGUGAGAAAUGACAUCUUAUUAAGUGUUUUAAAAACUACACUAUGGACUCCAAUAUCACAUCUUCAAAUAAUUAGGCUUUGAACAGAGAUGUCAGAAAAAAAUGGUUGCUUAUUUUAAAAUAUCUGCUAAAAAAGAAUAUAUCAGUUUAAUUAAUUAUUUCACAGAUUACUCCAAGCUAUAAUCACUGUCACAGUGUAUGUCCAAUACUUCAUUUAUUGUCUAUUUAUUUAAUUGGACCAGGGUUUAUUUGAAAGAUGCUGAUAAUACAA